Molecule: messenger RNA, 1760 nt
Organism: Bombyx mandarina (wild silkworm)
Lineage: Eukaryota; Metazoa; Arthropoda; Insecta; Lepidoptera; Bombycidae
Product: transmembrane protein 170A
Source: RefSeq, a predicted model, not a curated record
GUUGUACAAACUAGGGAGUAGAUAGGUAAUAUUUCUCCAUAUUACUUUGUAUUCUUUAGGUAAAGUGGAUAUUAAGGACAAAAGAAUUUACACGUAAAUGCUGCAUGCUAUAUAUGACAGCUAGCUUUACUAUAAAUUGUUAAAAAAGUAGUUUUAUAAAUUGUGAAGACACAUAAAAUUUCAAACGAAUGGAUAAUGUUGUAUAAGUACAACAGUCAAAUAUUAAUGCGUCCAACAGAAACAUUAGUUUCUAUACCGCUCAUACGAUUUCUUUGGUAAAGAAUAAAGGCCAGAUACCCAGAUGCCUUUAGUUUCCAAGAAACGAAGGGCAACAUGUAUGACAUGUUGUCUGAAUUCAGAGUUUCAGAAUUCGAUUCAUUUGUGGAUAUAUUAAGAUUGACUUCUGGUGAUCCGUUAGAUACGUUUGGUGAAAUGUGGUACCCAAUGUUCCUUUGGUCAUUAUGUUCUUCAGUGUUUGUGCACACAUGUGCAGCUCUUGUAGCUAUUGGAACUCUAAGGAAGCACAAAUAUGGCAAGUUUUUUCCUGUUCUGCUGAUAGUGAUGGGUGUAGUUGGUCCAGUGACUUCGGGUGUAGCCUGCAGUGCUGCCAUAGCAUUUAUAUACCGUGCUGCUAAUAUGGCGAUGCCUCCCAUACAUGCUAUGGUUUGGGGCAUUGGUCAAACUAUACUAGGAGCUGGAAUAGGAUUUACAAGAAUUUUAGCAACAUUGUAAUUUGUAAAUAUAAAUUGCACUGUAUUACUAUUUUAUGAAACAGCUAGCCCACACAGCACAUGAAAUAAGUGAUUGUCAAUUAAGUAGUUAUUACACUAAGACAUAAAUUUUUAGCCAUAUGAAAAUAAUAAGACAAUAGCAAAUAACUUGACACUAAGCUAAUAAUAUAAUGUAAACAUAUAUUAUUCAAUUUGAUUCUAGUGCUGGUAAAUGUGAAAUGUUAAUGCAAAUUUAUAAAUAAUAAUGUGUAUUUUAAAAUAGAUGAAAAGCUGUAAAUAUGUAAUUAUUGAAAUAGAAUUUUUUAGUGAACUUGACUGAUGCUUCAGUGAGACAAUUAAUAUAAAUUUGUAUUCUUCCAUACUGUAUGUAUAAAUAGUGUAUAUAUUAUGUGUAAAUGAUAAAGCAUUCCAAGUGAAAAUUGUCGAUUCAACUGAAAUUUUGUAUUUGGAAAUUCAAUUUUUCAAAUGAAUUCAUUACUUUAGAUUAUUUGAUAAUCCCACCGUAGUUAAAAUGUUUAAUGAGAUUUACUGUAUAAUAUAUAAUUUUAAAUUGUGUAAAAGAGACACUUAUUGAAAGUGUAGCUCUUUGUCUUUGUUUUAAUAAUGGGAUUGUAGUGCCCCACUCAAUUCAAGACAUAACCAUAUAAAUUUUUAAUUGUACUUAUUUUAAUAAGAUUACCAAAAAACAAACCCAUGUGUUUAAUUUAUUCAAAGGAUUUUUUUUGUAAGAAGCAAGAAUGAUUGUGUACCUGCCUUCUUAAAUUUCAGCAAUUGUCAUUAUAUUAUGUAUAAGUUUUGUGGCAAUAAAUUGGCAUAGUAUUUGGUGUAUGUAGUGUUAUUAAAAAAAAAUAGAAGUGUAAUUGUCUGUUAUAAAAAAUUUGGAACAAUAUAUACCUAAAUACUUUAAAUUUUUGAUGGAUUACCUACUAAGAAAACGUCCUUUACUCCUUGUAUAUAAGUCAAAACAUUAUUUAAAGAAAAUUCAAAACAGUUAAUAAAAAGAACAAUGUCAUUUUUAAACCAGAAAUA